Molecule: messenger RNA, 1345 nt
Organism: Sclerotinia trifoliorum
Lineage: Eukaryota; Fungi; Ascomycota; Leotiomycetes; Helotiales; Sclerotiniaceae
Source: the annotation of a GenBank genome assembly
GUUAUGGAACAUCAUUCAACUGAUCAUUGAUCACAUCUUCCAGAUUAUCACAAUUACUCCGCAUAGUCAGUCAAAACAGGCUGCGAGCGUAUUUCGUCUGUAGCCAAAACUUGAAAUUUAGUCGCAUUCGAAAAACAUUCUUUUCGUCAAUUCAUAAAUCAUGUCCUUCGAUCAGUUAUCAUCGCUGGAGUCGCAACCGACAACCAUGCGCAGAGAGGAUGAUCCUCAAUAUGCGGACGACCCGGAAUUCCAACGGUUAUCGCAAGACCUUAUGACGAAGCUUUUCUCAUUGACAGGAAAUAUCUCGAGACUUUCAAAUGAGAUAAAUUUACUGGGAACAAAGAGAGAUACGGAGAGGGUUCGGGAAAGAGUGCACGAUCUUUUGGAAGAGUCAAAGGACACCUUCAAGGAGGUUGGCGAUGGCGUCAAGAAGAUACAAUCAUGGGAGGAUGUUAGUGUAAGUAAUGAGCUGUAUUAAAUGAUUUAGAUGGAGUAUUGAUAGUUGGUGAUAGCCAUCACAAAAAUAUACGCAAGCAAAGCUUGCGCGGGAGUUUCAGAAUAACCUGACCGAAUUCCAAAAUGUGCAGCGCCGGGCACUGGAGAAGCAGCGAUCUUCUGCCACAGCAGCACGAACGGCCAUGGAAGAAGCGCAAUCACCAGGGGCUGAGGGCGGAAAUCGAUUCGGGCAGCAACAAUCUCAAGAACAGCUUAGGUUGGCUUCGCAGGACGAAGUGGAUUUUCAAGAUUCGUUGAUUGUAGAACGUGAGGCCGAGAUACGGAAUAUCGAACAAGGUGUCACUGAAUUGAACGAAUUAUUCCGAGACGUUGCACAUAUCGUCAACGAACAAGGCGAGACCCUCGAUACAAUUGCCAACAAUGUGGAGAACGUGCAUUCGGAUACAAGAGGGGCAGAUCUGGAAUUGAGGAGUGCCGCAAGAUAUCAAAAGAAUGCUCGGUCGAAGGCUUGUUGCCUACUAUUGAUAUUGGCCGUCAUCCUCACCAUCAUCAUAUUGGCCGCCACGCUUGGCUAGACUAUUUUCUUUGGGUGGGUUCCAUAUGUUAUAUCCAUGGCGGAGUUUUGGCGUUCUUCCCACGGCAUCUUGCUUCUACGUCUCUACACUUCUCUUGUCCCUUAUAACUGAGCCCGGAAUGUUUUAGAACCAUUUUCAUCAUGGAAGUGAGAGGGGGGAAGGCCAUUUUGUCCAGGUCCUUUAUCGGCCUUGAAAUAAAUAUACGACAUCUAAACUCCUCUCUGCAUAGCUCCUAUGUGAUUGAUUGACAAAUUUAUCGGCUCGUCUAAAGUUUAUCACAACCGCAUCAUGGCAGUUAGUAGUAUCAGCAAGAA